Molecule: messenger RNA, 735 nt
Organism: Microthlaspi erraticum
Lineage: Eukaryota; Viridiplantae; Streptophyta; Magnoliopsida; Brassicales; Brassicaceae
Source: the annotation of a GenBank genome assembly
AUGUGCGAUACUCUACAAUGCAAUCCCGGGUUAACUAUGGGUCGAAUCGCUCGUGGUAACGAAAUCGCCGUCAAAGACGCCGGAAUCUCCACCAAGCACCUCCCUCUAAACCCAUACACGCCGAUAUUUCUCCGAGAUGGAGACAUCAUCGAAAUCGGUAAGUGUACAUCAAUCGUCGUCAAUUUUGUGACUGAUGUUCUAGAGCAUAAGCUUCCUAAAUCACUGGAAGAAAAGGGUUUGGGUGUAGGAAUUGAGGUUGAGCCGAUUUCUAGGGUUAGGAAAGAAGAUAAGGUUCAGAGAAAUUGGAGUUUUGAUUCAUGUGUGAACGCAAUUGAAGUGGAAACUGAGAAUGCCAAGAACAGUAAUGAUACUACUAAAAGGAGCAAGAAGAUUGAGAUUGUAGCAGAAGAAGCUAUAAAGGAGAAGAGUGUUACGAUGGCUACUAGAAGCAACAAGAAUCAAACUCAAACUCCAAAUCAAAUGUCUUCCAAUGACUUCUCUUCAUUCAAUGAAGAAACUUCAGUUAACAAUGGCUCUAGUUUCUCCUUAGGAAGUGUUUCUCCUUCAGCGUUCCACCCGAACCGAGAUCAACUCCUUGAAAUAGAGAGAUUGAGGCAGGAGAGAGACGCUACAAUCGAGAAAUUGGCUAAGAUCCGUCAGGAGUUCGAGGGACCCAACACCUUCUUGGUGUUCUUGCAGAAGAAAUUUCCGGAUUCUUUUCGGCCAAAGAGAUAA